Messenger RNA from Diaporthe citri, 351 nucleotides. RefSeq lists its product as uncharacterized. The record is from RefSeq and is a predicted model, not a curated record. Gene Ontology annotation, biological process: mitochondrial respiratory chain complex IV assembly. Lineage: Eukaryota; Fungi; Ascomycota; Sordariomycetes; Diaporthales; Diaporthaceae. The coding region runs from base 1 to 351 and encodes 116 amino acids. Gene Ontology annotation, cellular component: respiratory chain complex IV; mitochondrial intermembrane space; mitochondrion. The transcript is spliced from 2 exons.
AUGGGCCUCACAGAUUUCUGGAAGUCCUCGACGGACAAGCGAGCCGACGAGGUCCGCAGCGGCGCCGUGGCCCCCACGCGAACGGAGCGCAAGCGGUGCUGGGAGAGCCGCGACGCCUACUUCGCCUGCCUGGACCGCAACAGCAUCCUGGACGCCAUCAAGGACGACAAGGCGGCGGCGAAGCAGUGCGGCGGCGAGUCGACCGCCUUCGAGAGGGACUGUGCCUCCGAGUGGGUGACAUACUUCAAGAAGUGGCGCGUGGCAGAGCACAAUAAGAAGCAGAGGCUGGCGCAGCUCCAGGCGCAGGGCGCGCAGAACGUGCAGAUACAGACCGGGCCGGCCGGGUCAUGA